Cyclospora cayetanensis is the source of this 2604-nucleotide messenger RNA. RefSeq lists its product as uncharacterized. The record is from RefSeq and is a predicted model, not a curated record. Lineage: Eukaryota; Apicomplexa; Conoidasida; Eucoccidiorida; Eimeriidae. The transcript is spliced from 2 exons. Bases 1 to 2604 code for a protein of 867 amino acids. Gene Ontology annotation, cellular component: membrane.
AUGGCCUCUGUGAAGACUUGCGAAACGAGUCCCCUAAAAGGGGUUUUUUCGUCACCCUCUAUGAUGCUUCCUCGGGAAGAUGAGGGGCAGGCUGCCGCUUCCCCUUAUGGUCGCAUCAGCAACACGGAUACCGAUGGUAACGGUUGCUACCUCGUAACAUUGGGCCUAUGCGCGCAUGUGCAUGCAAAAAAUGCCCAAGCAGCGGCGGCUGCUGCAGCCGACGCUGCAGCAGGUGCAGCGGCAGAGUCUGGCCGCUCAGAAUCAGCGAAAAUAGGGUCGUUGUACAUCAGCUCUGUUCCAGCGCAGCACCCUCAGCAGGCAGAUUACCACCAUGAGCAGCAGUUGAAGAGGCGGCACCAGGAAUUCAGCCCCACGCUGCAGCUCAUGCAUCGGCAUGAACAACAGGUACAGCAAAAGUCGCAGCAGCAGCCGUCCUACUGCUCCAUCCGCGUUGAGAACCCCCAUGCGUAUGGCAACGACUCAGCUGCUACAGAGGCAGUUAUUAGUGCUGUCGCCAGGGCAGCGGCUGCAGAAAUUUCCAUGGCUGCAGAAGCUUCGGAAGUGUCAUCCCUUUGUGGAGAUCUCCCCGUCAGCCCGGAGGGUCCGCCUGAAGCCACUGCGGCUCAUGGAAUUGUUGGCGUAAAUAUGCCCGACCUAAAGAAUAUACCAAUGGCCAUUAGAGUGCCUCCUUACAGAGAGCAUUUGGUUUAUGAGUUGAAGCAACUGCGGCGAUUUUGGAGGAUUGACCUGCAUCAGCGAGACUGGAGGCAAGUAUUUGUUUCUUCGUAUUUUCCCAAUGUGAUAGAUCCCCUGCUCCUGACCAUUCUCCGGUUCUUGUUUUGCUGUUGCGUCCUCGUGCUGGAGUGCUUCGCCUCUAUCCAGGGGUAUGCGGAAGUGGGCAAGGCGCAGAUGCUCUAUUUCACGAACUGGAAUAGUCUGUUGGUGGCCGCUGGGUUUCUCUCUCUGACGAUCACUUCAAUUACCGCAUGCAAGAGCUUUGCCGCUCCGCUUCAACACGUUGCUACGCAAGAAGACGACCAGCAACAGCACCAUCAGGGACUGCAGCCGCAGAGCGAACUUCUCAUGAAUCCCGUUGAUGAACCUCCACGAGUGUACCCGAGGCAGCAGCCACAGAAGCACACAGAGCGAUUCAGCGCCUCUCGAGAAAACAGCAGCUGCAGCCUCGGAUUUUCUGCCUUGGAGUUUGUCGCUGUCGACGGCCGCCAUCCCCGACCAACCUACAGCUCCAACAAAUCCGCGUUGCUCCCCUGGCUCGUGCAGCAACGUCAGCAGCUCCUUAGGCAGAAGCAGCCGCCACGAGACACUCGCGCUGUCUGUCUUGUGCUUCCAGGAUACAGGGAUCUAAUGGCCGAUAGCCGCUACUGCGUGGAGGGGAUCUUGCUCGCUCCGAAUCCCAGCAAUAUGGGCAAGCUGGUUCAGGAUAGCGUAGCUAAGGAGGGCUGCGACUCAAUGUGCUGCUUGAAGGCCAAGAAGUCCAUAAGGAGCUAUCCUGCGAGUCCAGCCCAGCCAGCCAUCAUGAACGCAGCACCCUCACAAGCUGUCACAGCUUGCCACUCGAGCGCAGCAGAUAGCGAUCCUACCUGUCGGACAGGCAGUCGUUGCGCAGUGGACCUCUCGACGGACGUAAACGGAAUAGCACGAAAAAUCGCAGGAACAACAAUUUCGGAAAUUCCUUGGUUCGUAAAGCUGACGUGGAUAAUUCAUAACUUGCAACUUGUGGCCUCCUUGGGCGUCUUUGCGGUCUACUUUUCGCUCUUUAAGGCGGAGGACGUCGCGUUCCCGGGCUCAUGGGUGACUGUGUGGAAACACGCGGUGCUGGUCUUUUUAACGCUCCUGCAUGCGUCUCUCCUCUCUCGAAUCCCCUGUCCCUUGAGGCACAUGGGCUUCACCCUUAUCCUGUUCCUUUUGUACUUCAUAGUGCAGCUCUGUGUCUUCUUCUUCGACGUGCCCAAUGGCCAAGGCGGAUCGGGCUACGUGUACAAGGUGUUCUGCCUCUCAGAACCAUCGAAAGCCGUCUUCGUACUCUCUGGGAUUUUGUUGUGCUGCGCUCUCUUGCAUAUAUUUCUGUUUUCUAUAUCGCGAAAACGCUGCCUCUAUGUAGACCCUCCGCCCUCGGUGUCCGUUACGGCGCUACAGCUCAAGCGCAGCAUUCGGUAUGCCGCUGCCGCUGCUGCCGCGGCAGCAGCGGCAGAGCAAAUGGUGGAAGAGUCCUCCUCAUCAGCAGCAGCUGCAGCAGCUCAAGAGCUCACGCCCAAAGACAGCCGCGUGUGUCUAGACUUGCGGCCUCCCCAGUGCUACAGCGAGGAGGCAUCCACAGGGCAUCCAGAUGGGCGACAUAGCGGCAGCACCACUCGACGGGAUGACGUUCAGUCGGGGCGCACGGAGGUUACUGCUAGGAAUGUUACCGGCACAGGGUUAUUUCCUUGUGUGCAGUCCUUGCGUCACCAUGCAAAGGCUCAGCACCGCAAACGUCGGCAGAACCCCGGCACGGUGGCACUUCCUUGGAAGUGUAAUGCGCAGGAUUGCCUCCGUAAUGCCGUGGAGCCAGCAAACACACCAAGUCCCCUCGCGUUCUUCAGAUAG